CAAAUGCGUCUUAUCUAUAAUUAAUAAUAAUUUUUUAUUGUACUUUGAAAUUCUUACUCUAUAAUAUUUGGUCGUUAAUAUCUAAUUGUGCAGUACUGUUGUUUUGUGACAUUUCUUAAUUCGUCCGUACCAUUGGACAUUUUUAUUUAAGAAAUUAAAGUAGGAACCCGAAAAAAUGAAAAUUAAGAUUCUAGCAAUAUUUAUUGUCUGCAUUGGUUAUGCUAGUGCUGAAUACUGUUACAGCGAUGUUGUUGGAGCUUGUAGUCCAGUUGGUGGAGAGGUACAAAACUGUAAUUCAAAGUAUGGUGCACUAAAAGGAGAAGAUAUACUUGUAAAUUUCCAAUCUUACAUAAAUAAGCACAUCAUGCGCAGUUUUCAAUAUUUAUUAAUGUCAUCUCAUUUUGGAAACUAUGAAAAAAACCGAGAAGGUUUUGAGAAAUUAUAUAGAAAACUGUCUGAUGAUACUUGGCAUCAAGCUAUUGAUAUGGUGAAAUUUAUAACAAAACGUGGAGGGCAUAUGGAUUUCCGUAUGAUCGGUGAAGAUAAAAGUGAUAAGGCUAUUGAUUAUGAAAUGUAUGAAUUGGGAAGUAUGGCCAAAGCACUUGAUAUGCAAAAACGCUUAGCUUCUGAAGCCUUUGAUAUUCAUGCUGAGGUUACACGUAAAAAGGAGCAUGAUCCUGAGGUUGCAUCUUACUUGGAAAACAACUUUGUACACAAGCAUUCAAGUAUCGUAAGAGAGUUAUCUGGUCAUACAAAUGAUUUGAAACAUUUGAUUGGAAAUAACCCUGAUCCUAGCUUGUCGCUCUAUUUAUUUGACGAGUACUUGAAAAAAUCAAUCUAAUUAAUUUUAUUCUAAAUACUGUUAUUUAUACUAUAAAAUAUAGAUUUACUUUGACAAUUUACUUUAUAUAAUACUUUAUAAUCCCAACUUUUUUAACAUUAAGUUAAUUCAUAAAUAUACUAUACAAUAAAAUAUUUUAGAACUAUGAAUUAUUUAUACUGUAAUCAUAAAUCAUUUUAAUAAUUAUAUUUAAAUAAAAUUUAAAAGCAAAAACUGUAAGAAUACAUAUGAAUAUGAUUCUUUUUUAUUGAAUAUUUAUUUAUUUUUUGUUAUAAUUAUUUAAUCAAAACUGAUUUAAAACUUUAUAGCUUAUGAACUAUUAUGAAUAAUAAUUUAAGUUAUAUUGUU
This is a messenger RNA of Daktulosphaira vitifoliae (grape phylloxera), 1189 nucleotides long. It is a transcript of the gene Fer2LCH, whose product is annotated as ferritin heavy polypeptide-like 17. Gene Ontology annotation, biological process: iron ion transport; intracellular iron ion homeostasis. The coding region runs from base 176 to 841 and encodes 221 amino acids. Gene Ontology annotation, cellular component: cytoplasm. Lineage: Eukaryota; Metazoa; Arthropoda; Insecta; Hemiptera; Phylloxeridae. The transcript is spliced from 6 exons. The record is from RefSeq and is a predicted model, not a curated record. Gene Ontology annotation, molecular function: ferrous iron binding; ferric iron binding.